AAGGGGGCGGAUCCGUCAUGACAGUCAAAAUCAGCAAAGCAUAGAACUGUAGCGAGUUGUACAGUAGUUGUGAGGUUGCUUUACUGAGCCGUAGACAUGUGUGGAAUCUUUGCCUAUCUGAACUACCACGUGCCUCGGACCCGGGGGGAGAUCCUGGAGAUCCUCCUGAAGGGUUUGCGACGCCUGGAGUACCGCGGCUACGACUCCGCAGGUGUGGGGUUUGACAGUGGGAACGGUAAGGACUGGGAGACAAAUGCCAGAUCCAUUCAGAUGAUCAAGCAGAGUGGCAAGGUGAAGGCUCUGGACGACGAGAUCCACAAACAGCAGGACCUCGACAUGGAUGUGGAGUUUGACAUCCAUUUUGGCAUUUCCCACACUCGCUGGGCCACUCAUGGGGCCCCCAGCCCUGUGAACAGCCACCCUCAGAGGUCUGACAAGAGUAACGAGUUUAUCGUCAUUCACAACGGGAUCAUUACCAACUAUAACGACCUGAGGAAAUUCCUGGAGAGCAAAGGUUACGAGUUUGAGUCGGAGACCGACACAGAGACCAUCGCCAAGCUGGUGAAGUACAUGUACGACAACCGGGAGAGUAACGACAUCAGCUUUGCCACUCUGGUGGAGAGGGUGACUCAACAGCUGGAGGGGGCUUUUGUCCUGGUCUUCAAGAGCGUCCAUUACCCAGGGGAGGCGGUCGGCACCAGGAGGGGAGGUCCUCUGCUGAUUGCUGUCAAAAGUGACCACAAGCUCUCCACCGACCACAUCCCUAUCCUCUACCGCUCCUCUGGUAAGGACAAGAAGAGCGGCGGCAGCCUGCCCAGGGUGGACCAGGACACGUGUCUCUUCCCCGUGGACAUGAAGGCUGUGGAGUACUACUUCGCCUCAGACGCCAGCGCGGUGAUCGAGCACACGAACCGCGUGAUCUUCCUGGAGGACGACGACGUGGCGGCGGUGACGGACGGACGCCUGUCCAUCCACCGGAUCAAGCGCACGGUGGGGGACCACCCGGCCCGCGCCAUCCAGACCCUGCAGAUGGAGCUGCAGCAGAUCAUGAAGGGGAACUACAGCUCCUUCAUGCAGAAGGAGAUCUUUGAGCAGCCAGAGUCCGUGUUCAACACCAUGAGGGGAAGGAUCAACUUUGACGACAACACAGUGACGCUGGGCGGGCUGAAGGAUCACAUCAAGGAGAUCCAGCGUUGUCGCAGGCUCAUCCUCAUCGCCUGUGGGACCAGCUACCACGCUGGCGUGGCGACUCGCCAGGUUCUGGAGGAGCUGACGGAGCUUCCCGUCAUGGUGGAGCUGGCCAGCGACUUCCUGGACCGCAACACUCCCGUGUUCAGGGACGACGUCUGCUUCUUCAUCAGCCAAUCAGGUGAGACCGCAGACAGCCUGAUGGCCCUGCACUACUGUAAGGAGAGAGGAGCUCUGACUGUGGGCAUCACCAACACGGUGGGCAGCUCCAUCUCCAGGGAGACCGACUGUGGGGUCCACAUCAACGCUGGGCCGGAGAUAGGGGUGGCCAGCACCAAGGCCUACACCAGCCAGUUUGUGGCCCUCAUCAUGUUUGCGCUGCUGAUGUGUGAUGACAGGAUCUCCAUGCAGCCCAGAAGAAGAGAGAUCAUCCAGGGACUGAGGGUCCUGCCAGACUUGAUCAAGGAGGUGCUGAGUUUGGAUGAUGAGAUCCAGAAUCUGGCUACGGAGCUGUACCAGCAGAAGAGUGUGCUUAUCAUGGGCAGGGGCUACCACUACGCCACAUGCCUGGAGGGAGCUCUGAAGAUCAAGGAGAUCACCUACAUGCACUCUGAGGGCAUCCUGGCAGGGGAGCUGAAGCACGGCCCUCUGGCCCUGGUGGACAAGCUGAUGCCCGUCAUCAUGAUCAUCAUGAGGGACCACACCUACGUCAAGUGUCAGAACGCCCUGCAGCAAGUCAUCGCUCGCCAGGGCCGGCCCAUCGUCAUCUGUGACAAGGACGACUACGAGACUGUGAAGAACUCGAGCCGCACCAUCAAGGUGCCCCACUGUGUGGACUGUCUCCAGGGCGUCCUCAGCGUCAUCCCCCUGCAGCUGCUGUCCUUCCACCUGGCCGUGCUGCGCGGCUUCGACGUGGACUGCCCCAGAAACCUGGCCAAGUCUGUGACGGUGGAGUGAACUGAAGGCUCCUCAGCCCAGGGAAACGCACACACACACACACAGUGCUGGAGCAGCUGCUCACACAGUUUAUCAAUGUUUCCUAUUUUGUAAGCGUCUCACUUCAUGACUCUUUAUAAUGCAUUAUUCCUCUUGAUCAAAUACUGUAUCACACUUUUCUCUGAAGCCUGAAGGAAUCAUCAUGUCAUGGUAUACUUUUUGUUGCUGUUUGGCGAGGUUGGAGGUGAACAGUAAUCAAUGUCCUAUCCACGUGGAGAAGUCUGAUACCGGGGAACAGCCAUGAUUGAAACACAAUCAUUACUGCUUUACUUGGCCUACACGUUCAUGAGUGCACUACUUAGCAAGGUUGGAAACGUGUUUGCAUUUGAUUCAUUGUGCUCUUCGGUUGUUUGUUUCUGAAAGCUUAAGUUACUGAUCGAUGUUGGUGGGUUACAAGAACUGUGAAGUGUAGUGUGUUGGGAUCAUCUUUUUGGCAGCUUGUUAUUUGGAGAGUCAUUGUCCUUUUGCUUUCAUUUGUCAACUUUGAAAUCAUUCCUGCCCUUUUUUGUAACUAAAAAAUAGAAGUUCUUCCGAUUGCUGUGCCACGUACGUCUCUAUCAAGCAGUGUAAGGCAUGGGGUAUAUAUUGAAUAUUUUAUUUUUUUUUUUACAUAUCAGGUCUAUACACUGUCAUUAGAUUAGUUCCUGAUAGACUUUUGCAGCGAUAAGUUUCUCUUUAUGGCCUCACUCUUUCCUACCUACACCUUGCCACCACAAUGAUUUGUGCAAAAAUUGGGACCAUUAUUUAUGUUUUUGUAGUUUUUCCACUUUCUGGUUUGUAAUUGUAAGCAUUUGACCUAAAUGUGAAUGUGACUGCUAUGUUCAAACAAAUACCUAGAUCCCAGAAAAUCAAAAUGUCGCUGGACAUUUCUUCUGUCAACCAAAGGUCUACCUGGUUGUGGGGGGAUACUGUUAAAUGGAGGCUGUGCUUAGACAUGGUGACCUCACCUAGAUACAAAGUAACUAAGUCCAUUUAUAUAGCUGCUAUUUGAAAUGUAAGUCAAGAUCAUAAUGUUAGUAAACAUUUGUCACAUCCAGCUGUUGUGUGAAUGCAAAGUGUUCAACUGUUAUAAAUAUAUAGUAAUUGGACACAUGUUUUAUAUUUUAUUUAGUGUUUUACUAUUCAUUAGAAAUGCAUCUUGGAACUGGAUUCAUGCCUUGUGUGUUUAGGCUAAAUGACUCAUUCUGCACUUGAUAACUCAUGUAGUGUCUUCUGAUCCAGUGUAACCAACAAUGUCUACUGCAGACUUCUGUGAGGUGAAGAGCAACUGGAAAACAUAAUCGAAGUGGGUUAUGGUUUUAAUGGAGGGCAUAGAUAGACUACCAAACUGGAAGUUAUACACAAGCGAUAUGCACUAUGAUCUUUACCUUGUAGCGUCUGUUUACCACUGGGUUACUGAGGAUUUCUAUUUAAAGACAAAGCUGAUGCAAUAAAUGACUGUCCCCAUCUCUUCAGCUUUUGAUCAUA
Messenger RNA from Hypomesus transpacificus, 3651 nucleotides. RefSeq names its product glutamine--fructose-6-phosphate transaminase 1 (gene gfpt1). The record is from RefSeq and is a predicted model, not a curated record. Gene Ontology annotation, biological process: carbohydrate derivative biosynthetic process; fructose 6-phosphate metabolic process; UDP-N-acetylglucosamine metabolic process. Gene Ontology annotation, molecular function: carbohydrate derivative binding; L-glutamine:D-fructose-6-phosphate transaminase (isomerizing) activity. NCBI's taxonomy places the organism in Eukaryota, Metazoa, Chordata, Actinopteri, Osmeriformes, Osmeridae. Bases 97 to 2145 code for a protein of 682 amino acids. The transcript is spliced from 19 exons.